Messenger RNA from Laetiporus sulphureus 93-53, 1108 nucleotides. Its product is annotated as alpha/beta-hydrolase. The coding region runs from base 133 to 918 and encodes 261 amino acids. The transcript has 9 exons. The record is from RefSeq and is a predicted model, not a curated record. Gene Ontology annotation, molecular function: hydrolase activity. Lineage: Eukaryota; Fungi; Basidiomycota; Agaricomycetes; Polyporales; Laetiporaceae.
GCGGCCGGGUCUUCAGUGGGGUGCUCACUAAGUUGGUACCUCAGCUACUAUAUAUAAGAACGCUCAUGCCAAAACGUCCAUCCGUUACCGGAGUGCAGCGCUCGUCCCCUAUUCAUUCUUCACUCUCACAACAUGAUGAACACGAUCGCUGGAUCUCCCGGACCAUGCUGCAUCAAGACUGUGGAACACACUGGAACGGCCCGCGGGACAACCGAGAGUAUUGCUGGUAUCGAGACAUACGUUGCACGUCCUGCGAACCUUGGAGAGAAGAGGAAGAUCAUUCUCUUCUUCUCUGAUGUCUUCGGUCCAUUCUUUCUGAAUACACAGCUGCUCAUGGAUUAUUGGGCCUCACAUGGGUACUUGGUAUUGGCGAUAGACUACCUGGAAGGCGACUAUGUCCAGAAAUACCUCCACUUAUUGGGAACAGGUUGGACCAUCGAGGGCGACUACGUCUCAUCAAAGUUGGACCGUGCACGGCAGCUUACUCCGCCUUGGAUCGAGGCUGUCAAGGAGCAGUUUGGAACGCCCCAGACACAGUGGAGUGCUGCGGGAAACUGCUUCGGUGCUCCUUUUGUGAUGGAUUGCCUCGCAAACGACUGGAUUGCAGCAGGCGCCUUCGCUCACCCCGCAUCGCUCGAAGAAAGUCACUUCUAUAACCUGAAAAAACCUCUCUUGCUCUCAUGCGCAGAGGAGGACUUCACUUUUCCUCUCGAGAAACGCCGAAGAGCUGAAGACAUUUUACUUGAGGUCAAGGCUACCUACCAUAUCCAGGUGUUCUCCGGCGUGAAGCACGGGUUUGCGACGCAAGGCAACGUGAACGAUCCCGUAGCCAAGUGGGCAAAGGAGCGCAGCGCUGAGACGAUCAUGAGUUGGUUUGAUGUCUUUUGCACAGUGGCGGAACAAGAACGCCGCGCCUAAGAAGUGUUGUUCAGAUUACGUCACCGGAGGAAGGCAACUGCAAUAAUCGAAAUUCAAACGAGUAUUGUGAAUUUGGUUCAUGUCCAUGAUGUAUAUUAGGUCGAAGGUACUCAAAAUACGACGAACUUGCCCCUCCCUCCCAGAACAAGAUCGCUGGCCUAGACUUUACAAACAUGUAGACAGCGUGCCU